AAACACCAAAACCCUCUCCACUCCUUUGGCUGUCCUACAUUUUCUUUCUCUGUAGCUCGAAAUCUUCUGCUGCUGCUACUCCAAGGUCUUUGUCAGUGAAAUUGGAGUGUAGAUAUUUCUGAUUUUCAGAGAAUAUUUUGGUUCUGUGGUCUCAAAAUGGCAACUUAUGUUUCUCCCUGUUUGACUCCUCCGGAUUCUCGGGUGCUCACUGUUCUUAGAAAGAGUGUACUGCCGGAAAAUCAUCUAGGCAGCAAGGUUAGCUGCUAUAGAAUGAUUCAAAGUAAGAGAAACCGCGUUGUUGCUGCUCAUAAACCCGAGUCUUCGCCAAUCAGAAACUCUUUGAACUCUCAUAGCUCAAGCCAUUUUCAAAGCCAAGACUCUUUCUUGAACCUCCACCCAGAGAUAUCAAUGCUCAAUCCAAGAAAAGAAAGUGCUCCCAUCACCGAGGACUUAGGCGAGUCGUCUACUCCGAGCAGUUACAACGAGGCAAGGAUUAAAGUUAUCGGCGUUGGAGGAGGUGGGUCAAACGCUGUGAACCGCAUGAUAGAGAGUGAGAUGGUUGGUGUGGAGUUUUGGAUUGUGAAUACGGAUAUUCAGGCAAUGAGAAUGUCUCCAGUUUUCCCCGACAAUAGGUUACAGAUUGGUAAGGAGUUGACAAGGGGUUUGGGUGCUGGAGGAAAUCCUGAGAUUGGUAUGAAUGCUGCUAGAGAAAGCAAAGAAGCUAUCGAAGAAGCACUUUAUGGUUCAGAUAUGGUUUUUGUCACAGCUGGAAUGGGUGGUGGAACUGGCACAGGCGGGGCUCCUAUAAUAGCAGGAGUUGCAAAAGCAAUGGGUAUAUUGACGGUUGGUAUAGUCACAACGCCUUUCUCCUUUGAGGGACGGAGAAGAACAGUGCAGGCUCAGGAAGGGAUUGCAGCACUCAGAGACAAUGUCGAUACUCUCAUUGUUAUUCCAAACGACAAGUUACUCACCGCAGUUUCUAUGUCUACUCCAGUUACAGAAGCUUUUAAUCUGGCCGAUGAUAUACUUCGUCAAGGAGUCCGUGGGAUCUCUGAUAUCAUUACGAUUCCUGGAUUGGUCAAUGUGGAUUUUGCUGACGUCAGGGCUAUAAUGGCAAAUGCAGGUUCUUCAUUGAUGGGAAUAGGAACUGCAACAGGAAAGACUCGAGCAAGAGAUGCUGCAUUAAACGCGAUCCAGUCACCUUUGUUAGAUAUUGGUAUUGAGAGAGCCACUGGAAUUGUGUGGAACAUAACUGGUGGAACUGACUUAACACUGUUCGAGGUAAAUGCUGCUGCGGAAGUGAUAUACGAUCUCGUUGACCCAACAGCCAAUCUUAUAUUUGGUGCUGUUGUAGAUCCAUCUUUUACUGGUCAAGUAAGUAUUACCCUAAUAGCAACCGGCUUCAAACGCCAAGAAGAAGGAGAAGGGAGGCCACUUCAGGCGACACAAGCGGAUACAUCAAUGGGAAUAGCAAGACGUCCUUCUUCAUCUCUCGCUGAAGGCAGUUCCAUAGAGAUCCCGGAGUUCUUGAAGAAGAAAGGCCGAUCUCGCUACCCUCGCCUCUAAAACUCAUCUCCUCACUCUACGUGAGAUGCAAGAAGGAAGGAUUGGUGUGGCUAAGUAAAUUGCCUCUUUAUGGGGAUUCUUUAGUAGGUGUUAGAAAUGGUUUUACUGUUAACUAUAUUACAAUAAUAAUGAUGUUUAUUGACAGAUGAUAUUACAUGUUAAUCUCAGUUUCUGUCAUACUUGUUUCAAGAUUUUGCUUUGUAGUAGUGACAAACUCUUUAAUAAAAUCUCUACUCUGCUUUGUACAUA
Eutrema salsugineum is the source of this 1815-nucleotide messenger RNA. Its product is annotated as cell division protein FtsZ homolog 2-2, chloroplastic. Gene Ontology annotation, molecular function: GTP binding; GTPase activity. Bases 157 to 1566 code for a protein of 469 amino acids. Gene Ontology annotation, biological process: chloroplast fission. Lineage: Eukaryota; Viridiplantae; Streptophyta; Magnoliopsida; Brassicales; Brassicaceae. The record is from RefSeq and is a predicted model, not a curated record. The transcript has 8 exons. Gene Ontology annotation, cellular component: chloroplast; cytoplasm.